GGUACGUGCGAGUGUGCAAAGUUUUGGGCCCAUGGAGGAGAACAUGGGUGUAUGACAAGGAAUCCCCCUCCUGCUACUCUCAGAGUUCCUAGCCCCUCUCCUGGACCCCCCCAGGCCCAUCCCAGGCCAAGGGCGAAUUACUUGAGUCCUUUACCCUAGCGGUCCCCAGAGACCCCUACCUUCCCCAACAUUCCCAGGAACCUGAGCCUAAAUGCUGUCAUUCAUUCUCAGGUGACCCUGUGAGAUCCCAGCUUCUUCUAGACCCAGACCCUGAAACUAUCCUGAGGCCCAUGGUGGGGGGUGGGGUGGUAGGCUCUGGGGAGUGGUCCUGAGGCCUGACUCCCCUCUCUGUUCCCAUCUACAGCCCUGCAUCCUCAUGAACAACACUCAGCAGCUACGAGUUCAGCUAGAGAAGAUGUUUGAAGCCAUGGGAGGAAAGGAGCUGGAUGCCGAGGCCAGUGACAUCUUGAAGGAGCUGCAGGUGAAACUCAACAAUGUCUUAGAUGAGCUCAGCCGGGUGUUUGCUACCAGCUUCCAGCCGCACAUCGAGGAGUGUGUCAAACAGAUGGGUGACAUCCUUAGCCAGGUUAAGGGCACAGGCAAUGUGCCAGCCAGUGCCUGCAGCAGCGUGGCCCAGGAUGCUGACAACGUGCUGCAGCCCAUCAUGGACCUGCUGGACAGCAACCUGACUCUCUUUGCCAAAAUCUGCGAGAAGACGGUGCUGAAGCGGGUGCUGAAGGAGUUGUGGAAGCUGGUUAUGAACACCAUGGAGAAGACCAUCGUUCUGCCACCUCUCACUGACCAGACGGUGAGGCCCGCAGGGGGCCAGAGGGGGACACCUGGGCCACUUCCUCUGUAAGAGCUCAGAGAGCAUGGUGCUCAAGGCUGGGGAGAUGAGAACGAAGGCACUGGGGCUCAGAGAGGUUAUCCAGGUGCAAGGGCCACUGCAUCAUAG
This is a messenger RNA of Galeopterus variegatus (Sunda flying lemur), 955 nucleotides long. Its product is annotated as protein unc-13 homolog A-like. Gene Ontology annotation, biological process: neuromuscular junction development; synaptic vesicle priming; synaptic transmission, glutamatergic. Gene Ontology annotation, cellular component: presynaptic membrane; presynaptic active zone cytoplasmic component; terminal bouton. Lineage: Eukaryota; Metazoa; Chordata; Mammalia; Dermoptera; Cynocephalidae. The record is from RefSeq and is a predicted model, not a curated record. The transcript has 4 exons. Bases 377 to 859 code for a protein of 160 amino acids. Gene Ontology annotation, molecular function: calmodulin binding; diacylglycerol binding; syntaxin-1 binding.